Messenger RNA from Staurois parvus, 297 nucleotides. The record is from the annotation of a GenBank genome assembly. Lineage: Eukaryota; Metazoa; Chordata; Amphibia; Anura; Ranidae.
GGUCAUGUGAUCAGCUGUGUCCAAUCACAGCUGAUCACAUGGGACAUGUACACAGAUCAUCAGAGCACUGAUGAUCAGUCAGUGCCACCUGUCAGUGUCCAUCAGUGCCAGCUCUCAGUGCUCAUCCAUGCCACCUGCCAGUGCCCAUCAGUGCCACAACAGUGCCACAUUUCAGUGCCCAUCAGUGCCACAUCAAUGCCACAUAUCAGUGCCCAUCUGAGCUGCCUUUCAGUGUCACCCAUCAGUGCCAGUCAGUGCCACCUAUCAAUGCCAGUCAGUGCCACCUAUCAGUGCUGC